AUGGAUUAUUGCGACGGCGCUGUUUGGUGGACUACCCAGAACGCCUUCACCUUCUCUGACCACCACCGCCUUCACCUUCUCGACAUGUCUCUCUCCCGUGAAGACUCGCUUUUCCUCGACUCCUCUUUCUCUCCUCAACCGUCUCCACUCUCCACCUCGCUGAGUCCACUCGGUUGGAACAGCUCUUCACUUACCAGAUCUCAAAUCCAUGGAGUGACGACGAUGAAGCUGUGUCCAUCUCUCUCCCCUCCUCCUCCUCCUCUUCACUCGUCUUCUUCUUCAACAACCUAUGGAUCCCCGACAGCGCCUUCAUCCCACACCAACGACGGUGGUGUCAACAAAAUUAUGAAGACUUCAAAUUCAUAUACGAUUAUAGUAGUGUUGUGGACAUGA
Messenger RNA from Camelina sativa (false flax), 393 nucleotides. The record is from RefSeq and is a predicted model, not a curated record. NCBI's taxonomy places the organism in Eukaryota, Viridiplantae, Streptophyta, Magnoliopsida, Brassicales, Brassicaceae.